CUCAAUGGAAAAGUGCGUUAGCGCAACAAAGCGCACGUAAAUAAGAAUAUAAAUGAAGUGAAAUAGUCGCGCCAAAUCGUCUAGAAUUGUAGUUUGCAUACCACUCUCAGUGUUUUUCUGUGUUUUGGAUUCCUUUUUGGUGUGAUUUAACAAUUUGCGAAGGGGUCCUGUUGUGACUGGAAAGAGUAGCUUAGGCAGCUUGCCUCGGCUCGCUAGCAAUUUCUAGUAUGUAGAAGUGUAGUUUGAGUAAAACUUCAUUUGGAGGGAAAAACACAAUAAUAUAGCAGCGCUAUACAACUAGAACCUGAAAGUAUUAGGCACAAUUUGGAAACGCGCGCAUGCAACAAGCGCCUGUUAAAUUCUCUCCAAACUAUAGGUAUGGAUCUGUUUGAUAUAGUACGAGCGGCGCCGCCGCCGGCAAACAUUCGCGAAGAGCCUCAAUCUGCUCAGGACGAUCGGUUGCCCUCGCCAGUGGCACCCUCUCCAGUGGCGCCAUCGCCAGUGGCACCAUCACCAAUACCAUCAAAUGGGUCCUGCUCACCCAUACAUAACAAAGCUGAAGGCAUAAACGAUCCAGCAGGUGCAGGCAUUAACACAGCCUCCUUUUUGGAUAGUGAUGACGAGUCGCAUCCAUCACAUCAGCUUCCGCCGCCAAAGACAAAGGCGGAGCAAAAAAUGUUUGUCGAUAAUUUACUGCCGUCCGGUGAGAAUAGCCAGAAAGUUUUUGAAAUUAAAACUUGCACUGUGCGUAUUAAACGCCUGACCGAGGAGGAAAUCGCCAAACACACAAAUCCACACCUUGCUAAAAGGCAAUACUACUCCCGCAAGUCGCAUGCCAGCGAUGAUUCAGAUGAAUCGCCACCUAAGAAGCAGCACCGUACAAAGGUGCACAUCAAAAUGCCGCUGUCAGGCCUUUUCAAUGGGGGUAAAUCGUCGAUUGGACGCAUGCGUCCGCCUACUCCACCACCACGCUGGUCGAAAUCUCCGAAGUCACUAAAUUUGCUUAAAUCAUCAAAAAUUCCAAGAGCUCAGUUUCAUGCUAAUGAAUCUGAACUAAAACGUCGCUAUGGAUCAAGAUUUUUUAACUGCUUGGUGCGCGUUAAGCGCGCUAAACUUCCUAAGAGCACAAAUGCCAGAAGAUCGCGCAAAAAUAAUUUGUCCGUUUCGUUUAGCGACUCGGUAGAAAUACUUGGCAGCUCACGUGGACGCAAGACAACCAAAAGCUUGGAAUCAAUGUCAGUGCCCACACGUUUACAACGUGUUGAUGCCACAGGAAAUGUUUUGGAAGAUAUUGAGUUGACUGCAGACACUUUGCUUGAGUCACCGGUCAAGGGCAAGAGGGGCCGACCACCGGGCAGGGGUGUGUGCAAUGGUGGCGCCGGCAAAGGUUCUAGCACCCCAGGAAAACGUGGUAAACUGAAGCGCCCGGCUCAGCGUGUUCCAGUUAUCGGGUUGGCUAACUUGCGUAUAGCCAAUGAGGAUUUGGUCAAUGAUGAAGAGGAUGAAAACCAGGAAUAUAUUGUGCCCAACGAAGUGCCGGAGUGUCAUACAGCUGACGUACGUCGCGUGGCUACUUCCACCCCAACAAAGCGCUCCACCACUACUACUAUAAGCGAUAGUGAAGUAGAGCCCGAGCCGCCCCUUAUUCCAAGUAACCAAAAUACUGAAAAGCCGAGGAAGAAACUACAUAAAUUAAAUCAAAAAGAAGAAACUGAAUUGCUGGGCGAAAAAGAAACGGUAGAAGAAGACAAGACGCCGCCGUUAGGUGAGAGCUUGCUAGACAAAGGAGAUCAGGUAAAUGCGGAGCUCAAGUCCAUAAGCGCAGCUGCGGAAUCAAAUCCAGAAGUGGAAUCAGAAAAUGUAAAGUCUGAGGGGCAAUUUAAUGUACAAAAACUACAUGACAAUAUGAGUGACGAAGGCAAAAGUGAUACUCUGGGCGAGAAAGUGUCCAUCAAAGACGGGACACCGUUACAGGAAAAACAGGCCGAUAACUCCGAUAAAAUUGUUACACCUUCACCAAAAGUUAUGGAACCUGAAACUCUAGACCUAGAAUUAGCAGUUGCUGCCGCAAAUGCAGCAAUGGAAGAGGUGUCUUCCGACACUUUGGAAAUUCGCACCUCCCUUGAGGAUGUGCGCGAUCUGCAUACGCCAACCUCACGUUCCAGCUCCCCCAAGAGGGUACAGCGCACACGUACCGAAUCGGUGGAAUCUGAUGUAAGCUUUAAAUCUGCUUCGGAGCUUACAAGUAGUGUAUUUAAUGGAAAUAAAUUGGAUAUAACAUCCGAGCGUCUGCCCACAAUAAACGAUUUGCGGACGCCUUCAAUAGCAACGACCACCACAACGAAUGGUCAACAACCACUCAGUGACUCUAGCGCCUUGGGCACAACAACAACAGAAACAUAUAACAGCAGUGCUGUGCCCCCAUACUCGCCGGUUGGCCAAAUGUCUAGUAUAGAUGGUGAUUUGGGCACCGAGCUGGGACCGUUGGAAAAUGACGCCGAUUUCCUAAAUAGCACCACUUCAGCGACAGCCAACUUGGAAGAUAUUAUUACCGCAUUGAAUUCUUAGGAAGGCACUACAAACAACACAACGAAUACCACCACCUACAAAUUUUUUGUUUGAUUUAUCAUCUUGUUUUCUUGAUUUGUCAAAAAGGCCCAAAAUACACACAAUCUAUUGGAGCAGCGUUUUUAAGUUACAGAUACAGAUACAUCACCACCCAUCGUGCGCACAGAUACACAUAAAGAUAUAUGCGGAAAGACGUCGUAAGCUGUACAGUGGAAGGGCUUAUGUGACUACAUAAGUCAUAGUGGCCGUUUGCUAUGAAGACCAACAUUCUUAUCAGCUUCGAUAAACAAUGAAUUCUUAUAAUCCAUUGGUACGUUUCUAGUCGCGCCCUCUACUGGACAUAAAGUUGCACAUAAAAUGAAACAAGCGAGAAAUUUGCAAAUAAGCGGUGCGAACAUUUAUAUUGUAUAAGUAUUAAUAUAAGGAUAAAGUUUUUUUUUGUAUAACCCUCAAGCUUUUACAAAUUAUUUGUAACGGUCUUCACAUAUUUUUGUUAUUAGAUUAAUUCAGUUUUAAUUAGGUAACUGUAUUCGCAAUGCAAAAAAUAUAAUUAUCGUGUAAGAGCAAAAUAAAAAUAAUUAAACGUAAGGACCGUCAUGGAAGAAAAGCAAAGCAGAGCACAUUUUUCAUUUCCUUUUCGAUGUUGAUCGAAUAAAAUCGCCAUUAAAUUAUCGUGAAACCACAAUAAAAUAUGAUAUUUGGGGCAAGGCCGACACUUUUAAAUUUUCAAGCCAUCAAAAUCAAAGUUACAGAUGGUCCACUGUGCGGGUUAAAACUCAACAUGAAGUCUGUACAAACUUGGAUAAAGUUGGCCAAUUUAGUAUUUACGAUAAAGCUUAUUAUAUUUCUUAAACGCAUAAACCAUUUUUUAAUUUUAGCUGAAAAAUGAAUUAAAAUGACAAAACAACACAUUAAAUAUUUGAUUGUAAGAGAUUUCAGAAGCAUCACCUGCUGUUCGUUAUUAUUUACAAAAAUCGAUUGGUUAAUAAGUAAAUCGCAAUUUUCAUGUCAAAAUGAAAUGUAUUAAGCAUUAAUUAACGUGUAAUUAUAUUGUAAAAAAAUUUAAAUAAAAUAAAAUUAAAUAAGAACAUGCAGCA
Messenger RNA from Scaptodrosophila lebanonensis, 3665 nucleotides. RefSeq lists its product as uncharacterized. The coding region runs from base 379 to 2568 and encodes 729 amino acids. The transcript has 5 exons. The record is from RefSeq and is a predicted model, not a curated record. NCBI's taxonomy places the organism in Eukaryota, Metazoa, Arthropoda, Insecta, Diptera, Drosophilidae.